This is a messenger RNA of Labrus bergylta (ballan wrasse), 1020 nucleotides long. It is a transcript of the gene atp5pb, whose product is annotated as ATP synthase peripheral stalk-membrane subunit b. Gene Ontology annotation, biological process: proton motive force-driven ATP synthesis. The record is from RefSeq and is a predicted model, not a curated record. Gene Ontology annotation, molecular function: proton-transporting ATP synthase activity, rotational mechanism. NCBI's taxonomy places the organism in Eukaryota, Metazoa, Chordata, Actinopteri, Labriformes, Labridae.
UAUAUCCGCCAUCCUUGUGGCUCUUUGCAGAAGGGCACAGAGGCUGAAACAAGGGUGCCAGAAGUAGCAAGAACUUGGCACUUCAUACUUCAAACAUGCUGUCCAGAGUCGUCUUAGUCUCAGCCAACGCCUUGAAAGGCAGCAGCCCCCUUGGAGCUGGUCUGGUCCAGGCAUCUCGCUCCCUGCACACAACAUCCCAGAGUCUGGCCCCAGUCCCCUCUCUGCCAGAGAAGGGAGGCAAAGUCCGCCAUGGCAUCUUCCCAGAGGAGAUUUUCCAGCUUCUGUACCCCAAAACUGGAGUCACAGGACCCUACAUGCUGGGUACCGGACUCCUCCUCUACAUGCUUUCAAAGGAAAUCUACGUCAUCAACCACGAGACCAUUGCUGCCCUCUCCAUAGGCACCGUCAUCGUCUACGGUGUUAAAAAAUUUGGUCCAGACGUCGCUGCUUUUGCUGACAAACUGAACCAGGAUAAAGUGGCCAAGGCUCAGGAGGUGAAGGACCUCGCCAUGACCAGCCUGAGUCAGGCUAUUGAAGAAGAGAAGAAGGAACAGUGGAGAGCCGAGGGAAGAUCAUUGCUCUUUGAUGCUAAGAAGAACAAUGUGGCCAUGCUGUUGGAGACAAACUACAGAGAGAGGCUACACAUGGUGACCCAUGAGGUGAAGAGGCGUUUGGACUACCAGGUCGCCCUGCAGGACCUCAACCGCCGGAUGGAGCAGGAGCACAUGGUUAACUGGGUGGAGAAGAGUGUCGUCGGCAGCAUCACCCCUCAGCAGGAGAAGGAGAGCAUUGCCAAGUGCAUCUCAGAUCUGAAGGCUCUGGCCAAGUCCACCCAGGCCAUGGCCUAAACUUGUCCAGUCUACUCUUACCCCCGGAGUCUUCGGCCCACGACGAGAUGCUCACUUUUCUUUACAGAAUAAACUAUUUCCUCCUUUAAAGAUUGUCUCUGUCAAUAUAAUGGGUGUGUACAGUAUUUACACGUCGGAUAAGUGUAAAAUAAAUGGUUCUUUAAUUCAACUA